Molecule: messenger RNA, 2925 nt
Organism: Neoarius graeffei (lesser salmon catfish)
Lineage: Eukaryota; Metazoa; Chordata; Actinopteri; Siluriformes; Ariidae
Gene: ggt1a
Product: gamma-glutamyltransferase 1a
Exons: 13
Coding region: 88-1788 (566 amino acids)
Biological process (GO): regulation of inflammatory response; regulation of immune system process; peptide modification
Cellular component (GO): plasma membrane
Molecular function (GO): glutathione gamma-glutamate hydrolase
Source: RefSeq, a predicted model, not a curated record
CUUCUACAGGGUCGCAGGCGAGCUGGAGCCUAUCCCAGCUGACUACGGGCGAGAGGCGGGGUUCAGCCUGGACAAGUCGCCAGGACCAUGAAGAAGUACGGCGUUCUGUGCCUGGUGCUCAUCUGUAUGGUGGUUCUGAUUAUUUGCCUCAUUCGGCAUUUCGGGCUCAAACGUAAAGAUCAGUGCUACUCCAAAGCCGCUGUAGCAGCCGACGCUGGGAAAUGUUCUGAGAUCGGCAGGGACAUGUUACAGCGUGGUGGCUCCGCAGUGGACACGGCCAUCGCAACGCUGCUGUGUGUCGGACUGUUUAACGCUCACAGCAUGGGCAUGGGAGGAGGACAUUACUUCAUCAUCUAUAACGGCAUUACAGGAAAGGUGGAGACGAUCAAUGCGAGGGAAACGGCGCCCCUAAACGCCACACGUGACAUGUUCGGCAAUAACACACAGCUCGCACAACAAGGAGGCCUGUCCAUUGCAGUCCCUGGAGAGCUUCGUGGCUAUGAACUGGCACAUCGGCGUCAUGGCCGCCUGCCGUGGAAGGAGCUGUUUGAGCCGAGCAUCCAGCUAGCACGCGAUGGCAUCCGAGUCAGCAGUGCUCUCGCCAAAGCCAUGCAGAAAACCCAGGAGACCAUUCAGGCUGAUCCUGUGUUGUGUGAAGUAUUUUGUGAUGCCAACAAAAUCAUCCUGAAGGAAAAUGACACUAUCAGAUUUCCACGGCUAGCAGACACCUACGAAAAGAUCGCUGAGGAAGGAGCGGAUGCUUUUUAUAAUGGCUCCAUGGCUAAAACGAUAGUCAAUGACAUCAAGGCUGCAGGUGGCAUUAUUACACUUGAGGACCUGUCAGGGUAUACACCAGAGCUGAAUGAAAGUCCACUGAAGAUAAAUGUUGGAGAGUACACGAUGCACUUCCCAGAUGCUCCAUCUAGUGGCCCUGUGCUAGCGCUAAUCCUCAACAUUGUGGAUGGUUAUAAUUUCUCAUCCAGCAGUAUAUCUACUAUAGAGGAGAAGACUCUCACUUAUCACCGCAUCAUUGAGGCUUUCCGGUUUGCCUUCGCUAAGAGGAGCAUGCUGGGAGAUCCUCGUUACGUCAACGUGACUGAUCUCAUCCACAACAUGACCUCAGACUAUUUUGCUGAUAGCAUUCGCAGUAAGAUCUCAGAUGACACCACACAUCCAGAGCGUUACUAUGAGCCAGAAUACUUCAAACCUGAGAAUCAUGGGACGGCUCAUCUGUCCAUCAUUGCUGAGGAUGGGAGCGGCGUGGCUGUGACCAGCACCAUCAACCAGUAUUUUGGUUCUAAAGUGAUGUCACGUUCCACUGGAAUCAUCUUUAAUGAUAUUAUGGAUGACUUCAGUUCUCCGUACAUCACAAACGCUUUCGGUGUUCCUCCUUCUCCUAAUAACUUCAUCCAACCAGGUAAAAGGCCGCUCACGUCAAUGUGCCCCACCAUCAUCUGUGACAAACACAACAAAAUUAAAAUGGUUGUUGGAGCUUCAGGUGGGACGAAGAUCACGACAGCAGUAGCUCUGGUGAUCCUGAACAAUCUGUUUUUUAAUUACGAUUUGAAGAGAGCUGUAAUGGAACCCAGAGUCCACAACCAGCUCAACCCCAACUACACCGAGGUGGAAGAGGACUUCCAGAAGAGUGUGAAAGAUGGACUAGCACAGAAGAACCAUGUGACCCAGUUGCAGGAUUCCUAUGCAGUGGUUCAGGCUGUGGUGAGGCAGGAUGAUCGGGUCUGUGCUGCAUCGGACCAGAGAAAAGGAGGACAUCCUGCUGGCUACUGAAAUAAACUUUAACAAUCACCUUCUUGUUGUUCUUCUUUUGGCUGUUCCCAUUAGGGGUUGCCACAUUGGAUAAUGUCCCUCAAAUUCCUCCUGUCCUCCGUAUCUUCUGUCACACCAACCGUCCUCAUGUCUUCCUUUACCACAUCCAUAAAUCUCAUCUUUGCUCUUCCUCUUUUCCUUCUACAUGCAGCUCCAUCUCCAGCAUUCUUUUCCCAAUAUACCCGGAAUCUCUUCUCUGUACGUGUCCAAACAAUCUCAGUCUCACCUCUCUGACUUUGCCUCCAAGCCAUCCUAUAUAUGCUGUCCCUCUAAUACACUUGUUUCUAAUCCUCUCCAACUUUGUCACUCCCAAUGAAAAUCUCCACAUCUUCAACUCCUACUACCUCCAGUUCAGCCUCCUGUCAUUUUCAGUGCCACUUUCUCCAAACCAUACAACACUGCUGCUCUUACUACUGUCUUGUACAUUUUCCCUUUCACUCUUGCUGGCAACCUUCUGUCACAAAUCACUCCUAACACUCUGCUCCAUCCACUCCAACCUGCUUGCACUCUCUUCUUCACUUCUCUUCUGCACUCACCAUUAUUUUGUCCAGUUGGCCCAAGAUAUUUGAACUCCUCUGCUCUGACCACCUCUAUUCCUUGUAGCUGUACCAUUCCACUAUCCUCACUCUCAUUCACACACGUACUCCAUCUUGCUCUGACUGACUUUCAUUCCCUUUCUUUCUAGUGCAUACCUCCAGGUCUCUACAUUUUCUUCCACGUGCCCCCUGUUCUCACUACAGAUCACAAUAUCCUCUGCAAACAUUGUCCAUGGGGCCUCGUGCCUGAUGUCGUCUGUCAACCUGUCCGUUACCAUUGCAAACAAGAAAGGGUUUAGGGCCAAGCCCUGGUGCAAUCCAACAUCCACCUUAAAUGCCUUCAUCAUUCCCACUGCACAUCUCACUGCUGUCACACUGUCAUACAUAUCCUGCACCAAUCUCACAUACUUCUCUGCCAAUCCUAAUUUCCUUAUGCAGUACCACAAUUCCUCUCUUGGCACCCGGUCAUAUGCCUUCUCUAAAUCCACAAACACAAAAUGCAGCUGCUUCUGGCCUUCUCUAUACUUCUUCAACAUUCUCAAAGCAAAUAUUGCAUACAGUG